This is a messenger RNA of Macadamia integrifolia, 1321 nucleotides long. RefSeq names its product peroxidase 16-like. Gene Ontology annotation, biological process: hydrogen peroxide catabolic process; response to oxidative stress. Gene Ontology annotation, molecular function: heme binding; peroxidase activity. The record is from RefSeq and is a predicted model, not a curated record. The coding region runs from base 151 to 1131 and encodes 326 amino acids. NCBI's taxonomy places the organism in Eukaryota, Viridiplantae, Streptophyta, Magnoliopsida, Proteales, Proteaceae. The transcript has 5 exons.
CUGUAAAGAAGAUCGGCUGGUCAAUUUUUACCACAUCAGAUUCUUGACAGAUGAGAAAAGAUAAGUACAGCUCACCAUCCAUUUCAUCAUCUUUAUUUAAGUAUAAGCAGAAGCAGACAGCGGAAGCAGUAACAGUAGCUAACAAACUUCAUGGAGCAAAAGAGUUACUUUCUUCUAUCUUUCCUUCUUCUAGCUCUGCUACUGAACCUAUCAUCUGCUCAGCUACGGCGCAAUUUCUACGGCAACAUCUGCCCCAAUGUAGAACAAUAUGUCCGAAAUGCAGUUCAGCGGAAGCUCCAGCAAACCUUUGUGACAGCUCCUGGGACUCUCAGGCUCUUCUUCCAUGAUUGCUUUGUCCAGGGAUGUGAUGCUUCUGUACUUCUUUCUUCACCUACUAAUAAUGCUGAGAAGGAUCACCCGGAUGAUCUUUCACUUGCUGGUGAUGGUUUUGAUACAGUGAUCAAAGCUAAGGCUGCUGUUGAUAGGGACCCAAGAUGCAAGAAUAAGGUCUCAUGUGCUGACAUAUUGGCCUUGGCCACGAGAGAUGUGAUAGCUUUGACGGGUGGCCCUUUUUACUCCGUAGAACUGGGGAGACGUGAUGGAAGAAUCUCUACCAAGAGCAAUGUUCAAAACCAUCUUCCUCAUCCUACUUUCAAUUUAAACCAACUGAAUACUAUGUUCGCCUCCAAUGGUCUCACAAUGACAGAUAUGAUUGCACUAUCAGGAGCACACACAAUCGGGUUUUCACACUGCGGCAAACUUUCUAAUCGGAUUUAUGGGUUCAGCCGAAACCGCCAAAUCGACCCAACACUGAACCCAACUUAUGCUCAGCAGCUUCAAAAGAUGUGCCCAAGAAAUGUAGACCCACGAGUUGCCAUUAACAUGGAUCCUACCACUCCUAGAACUUUUGACAAUGCCUACUUCAAGAACCUCCAGAGAGGGAUGGGGUUGUUUACCUCUGAUCAAGUAUUGUUUACAGAUUCAAGAUCAAGGAAUAUUGUCAAUUUCUUUGCAUCAAACAACACAGCUUUCCAACAGUUCUUUGUUACUGCCAUGACCAAGCUUGGAAGGGUUGGUGUUAAGACCGGAACACACGGCGAAAUUCGCCGUGAUUGCAGUGCUGUGAAUUAGAGGGGAGGUUGUUAACACAUGAUGAUCUACUGUAGAUUUUAACUCUUCUAUUAUCUGAACAUUUUGAGAAAAUUUCUUUGUGUGUACAUUAAGUUGUUGAUGUAUCUUAUUCUUUGAAGGGCUGUGUCCAAAUUUGAGUACUAAAACUAUGGUGGGCGGGUUUUAAUAAAUUUUUUUCCUUCUUCCCUUU